This is a messenger RNA of Colletotrichum navitas, 579 nucleotides long. RefSeq lists its product as uncharacterized. NCBI's taxonomy places the organism in Eukaryota, Fungi, Ascomycota, Sordariomycetes, Glomerellales, Glomerellaceae. The record is from RefSeq and is a predicted model, not a curated record. The coding region runs from base 84 to 536 and encodes 150 amino acids. The transcript has a single exon.
GCUCGCCUCACUUUUCACCUCGAGGCCCAAAGUGAGGCUUGCCCGAGGAGGCUUGAAGGGUCCUCGAGGGGCUGAGGCCGCAUAUGGUUCAUCUUAAGAACCGGAUGCCAUCCUCUCUCUCCAAUGUCGCGGACCGUUUUUGGGGCUCCUGGAACAGGCGGACGACCCGACGCCACGCUUUCCUUCGACAGACUCUCGGGAGUGUAUACGACAUGCGCCUACCUGCAAACAGUACACACACACCACCCAGGAGACCUGCCCUCCAUCCUUCAGCUAUUACCGCCCCCUCUAGGCAUUCUCCUCAGCGCCCGCUCGAUGUAACCCUUCUGAGAGGGCAACUCCGCUCCGGACGCCGUUAUUGCACCCGCAGCCGCACCCCAUCCGCCCGUUCCUCACACACACCAGCUGUCCGUCGUCGUUCGCCGCCACCACUACACCGCAACGCCCACGGCCACGGCCACACAUUGCAGAUCUCGCGCAACAUCUCGCGCUGCCCCUUGCAAUUUGCGUUCACAAAGUGGGAGGAAUCAAAUUGAGGUGGCGCACUCAAAUAGAACCACUGCAAAUCUGCCCCUCGAC